UCUUUACACCCCAGCAUCUAGCAGUGUUGGCUUGUAGCAGGCACUCAAGAAAUGUCUGUUGAAUGAACGAUGCCUGUGACAAGCCACUGGACUUUAUUCUUCCCUGACCCUUGCUUCUAUGACAUACCUCCUGACUGCCACUGUCACCCCUUCAAAGCAGAACUUCCCUAGGCAAGGGAAACAGCUAUGGCCAAGGACAUCUUAGGCGAAGCGGGGCUUCACUUUGAUGAGCUGAACAAGCUGCGGGUGUUGGACCCAGAGGUCACCCAGCAGACUGUGGAGCUCAAGGAGGAGUGCAAGGACUUUGUCGACAAAAUUGGCCAGUUUCAGAAAAUAGUUGGUGGUCUAAUUGAGCUUGUUGAUCAGCUUGCCAAGGAAGCAGAGAACGAGAAGAUGAAGGCCAUCGGUGCUCGGAACUUGCUCAAAUCCAUAGCGAAGCAGCGAGAGGCCCAGCAGCAGCAGCUGCAGGCACUGAUAGCUGAAAAGAAGAUGCAGCUGGAGAGGUAUCGGGUUGAAUAUGAAGCUUUGUGUAAAGUAGAAGCAGAACAAAAUGAAUUUAUUGACCAAUUUAUUUUUCAGAAAUGAACUGAAAUUUCCAUUUUUUAUAGCAGGAAGGCAACAAAAAAGCAAAAACAAAAACCUCUGUACCAUUCCAGUGACUUGACUAAUGUACGUGUCAUGGCAAUGUGUUAAAGGAGGCAGUACUGCCAUCUGGGGCAGCUGGCAAACAAUGCACAGCCACCGCUAGUGGCAAGGCGGCACAGGACCUCACCUCUUGAACUCUCAGCACAAACUAAGCAGUCUGUAAACUUGAUCCUUUUUUUUUUUUUUUUUUGGUAAAUUUACAAAGCUCUCAAGGAAAAGCAAUAAAUA
Molecule: messenger RNA, 873 nt
Organism: Acomys russatus (golden spiny mouse)
Lineage: Eukaryota; Metazoa; Chordata; Mammalia; Rodentia; Muridae
Gene: Ift20
Product: intraflagellar transport 20
Exons: 5
Coding region: 187-585 (132 amino acids)
Biological process (GO): protein localization to cilium; centrosome localization; intraciliary transport
Cellular component (GO): intraciliary transport particle B; cilium; Golgi apparatus
Source: RefSeq, a predicted model, not a curated record